UGAUAAGCAGCAGCACCACAUUAUUACAGCCUCAUUUCACGGGUCAACUGAGCAAACGCAUAAUCAAUUCUCUUCUCACCUGUAAAAUGUAAAUGAAAGCUGCGCACACGUCCGACCACACUCUUCCCUCAUAACUAAGGAAGAAGAAGAAGAAGAAGAAGAUGGAGCACUGUAGAUCAGAAUUGGAAUUGAGCUCUUCUUCAUGAAGCAUUCCUCGCAGCUGCUAACAAUGCUCAGAUUUCUACUCCCCUCGCUUCUAGUUAUCGCCUUCCUUUUCUCUCACUCCUCAGCUCGCUCUUUACCAUUUGCUAUGCGCAUAAGUUGUGGAGCUCGGCAUGACGUCCGCACGCCUCCAACAAAUACACCAUGGUUCAAGGACUUUGCAUAUACAGGAGGGAUACCAGCUAAUGCGACACGCCCGAGUUACAUCUCUCCUCCUCUAAACACCCUUCGCUACUUCCCCCUGUCUACGGGUCCUGAAAAUUGCUACAUUAUCAAAAGAGUGCCAAAGGGGCACUACUCUGUGAGAAUCUUCUUUGGAUUUGUUAACCAACCUAAUUUUGACAAUGAACCUCUAUUCGAUGUUUCUGUUGAAGGCACGCAGAUUUGUUCUCUUAAAUCAGGGUGGAGCAACCGUGAUGAGCAAACAUUUGCUGAAGCCCUUGUAUUUUUAACGGAUGGCUCUGCCUCUCUCUGCUUCCAUAGCACAGGUCAUGGAGAUCCAGCUAUCCUUGCGAUUGAAAUCCUUCAAAUUGAUGAGAGAGCAUACAAUUUUGGUCCCAAUUGGGGUCAAGGAGUGAUCCUUAGGACGGCCACAAGACUGGACUGUGGUGCUGGGAAGCCCAAGUUUGAUGCAGAUUAUAAUGGGAACCAAUGGGGUGGGGAUAGAUUUUGGACUCCCAUUAAAACUUUUGGUCAGCAGUCUGAUCAUAUCAUCUCUGUUGAAAGCAGCAUCAAACAGGCUUCAGUUUUGCCAAACUUUUAUCCAGAAGCUCUAUAUCGGUCUGCACUUGCAAGCACCGAUAGUCAACCUGAUUUGACAUAUGUAAUGGAUGUGGAUCCCAAUAGAAACUACUCAAUAUGGUUUCACUUUGCUGAGAUUGAUGGUUCAAUCAGAAAUGCAGGACAAAGAAUUUUUGACAUCUUGAUAAAUGGCGAUGUUAAAUUUAGAGAUGUGGAUAUUUUGAAACUCAGUGGUGGUCAGAAUACUGCUCUUGUGCUUAACACGACCGUUGCUGUCAAUGGGAGGACUUUGACUAUAACCUUGCAGCCUAGAGAAGGUAGUCAUGCCAUAAUCAAUGCCAUUGAGGUUUUUGAAAUUGUUCCAACCGAAGUGAAAACAUCCCCAGAUGAAGUUAGGGCUUUGCAGAGCCUGAAGGCGGCAUUAGCUCUUCCUGUUCGUUUUGGGUGGAAUGGUGAUCCAUGUGUUCCUCAACAACAUCCUUGGAGUGGAGCAGACUGCCAAUACGAUAAGGCUGGAAACAAAUGGGUCAUUGAUGGACUGGGUCUAGACAACCAAGGUCUAAUGGGUUUCUUGCCAAAUGAAACAUCACAACUGCGUCAUCUACAAAGCAUAAACUUAAGUGGAAACAGCAUCCAUGGGCCCAUUCCAGCCUCACUCGGAACAAUAGCCAAGUUAGAAGUUUUGGAUCUCUCCUACAAUUUCUUCAAUGGAUCAAUUCCUGAAAGUCUUGGACAGUUGACAUCAUUACGGAUACUCAAUCUUAACGGAAACUCUUUGUCUGGAAGAGUGCCUGCCGCAUUAGGUGCUAGGCUUUUGCACAGGGCUAGCUUCAAUUUUACUGAUAAUGCCGGUCUCUGUGGUAUACCUGGGCUACCUGCAUGUGGGUCACACCUCUCUGCCGGUGCUAAAAUUGGGAUUGCAUUCGGAGCUGUAAUUAUGUUCUUGCUCAUAAUUACUUUUUCGGUUUGCUGUUGGAAAAGGCGGCAAAAUAUUCUCCGAGCGCAGAAUGCCGCAAGAGAUGCUCCAUAUGCAAAAGCCAGGACCCAACGAUCUCGCGAUGUCCAGAUGACAAUGCAUCACAACAAUCAAGGCCAUACGAGGACUCCCACUGAAAAUGGACACUUGAUUUCAUGAUUAAACAAUCAAAACUGCGUCAUCGUGUUUAGUUUGGUUGAAACUAGCUCCCUCCUUCAGAUUUUAUUGAAGAUCCGGUUAUGGAUUUAUGGUAUCAAAUACCAGUAAAGAUCCUCGACACCAAUUGCGAUGGAAGCCAAUUCUUGUACAUUGAUACAAUUCAACACUCUUACAACUUGAACCAGGAGAUGGGAGGUGAGUGCCAAAGAAUUUUGUAGAACAGUAAAGGACUGCUGCUUGCAUAGAGAAAUGAAUAUAGUUACUAAAGUUUUUAGCAAAGGUUGAGGUAGACAGACAAUUUUCUUUAUAAUUCCCCAGCCCCUCCCCAGUUGUAACUUUAUUGUCCCAUUUUUUGCAUUUUACAUGUUGAACAACUGAACCUCAUAUUUUGCAAUUGUUGUUCACACUUCACAGUUACAUUUAUGGUCAAUCUGAAUACAAGAAUGCAUCUCUGAGUUAUAUGAAUAA
This is a messenger RNA of Momordica charantia (bitter melon), 2566 nucleotides long. It is a transcript of the gene RLP4, whose product is annotated as receptor like protein 4. Gene Ontology annotation, molecular function: protein binding. NCBI's taxonomy places the organism in Eukaryota, Viridiplantae, Streptophyta, Magnoliopsida, Cucurbitales, Cucurbitaceae. The record is from RefSeq and is a predicted model, not a curated record.